UUUCUACUUUUACCCUUUCGUUCCUUUUUCUUUCAUUUGUUUUCCCUUUCCAUUCGUCGAGUUAAACCCUAAAUCUGAAAAUUUUGUGAAAAAAAAUAAUAAUAAUUCCUUCUCUUUCUUCGGCGAGCUCUCCGAUCUGCGUGGUCAAAUCCACUCGAAGUCUUCGAGCCGCCGAUGAUUGGUUGAAUUGCGCUUCGAAAUUACGACAUUUUGAGAUUGAUGAUUUGAUGUUUGAUUUUGGGUUAGUGUAAUUGAUGUUGUUUGAGUUUGAUUGCAGAGGGAGCAAUUGCGAGACAGUUAUCUUAGUUUUUUUGCCGAUUGAUAGUGUUGGUUGAAAGGUGUUUAAUUAAGAACUGCCCAACAUGAAGAACGCCGAGCGCAUUGCGAAUUUUGCUCUAGCGGGAUUGACAUUAGCUCCACUUGUUAUGAAGGUUGAUCCCAAUGUGAACGUUGUGCUGACUGCUUGUCUAACUGUCUAUGUGGGCUGUUAUCGGUCUGUGAAACCCACUCCACCUUCAGAGACAAUGUCCAGUGAACACGCCAUGCGUUUUCCCUUUGUUGGGAGUGCAAUGCUUUUAUCUCUUUUCUUGCUUUUCAAGUUUCUAUCGAAGGACUUGGUUAAUGCAGUCUUGACAUGCUACUUUUUUGUGCUUGGGAUCCUUGCUCUUUCAGCGACUCUGUUGCCUGCUAUUAAGCGAUAUCUGCCAGACCAUUGGAAUGAAGAUGCUAUUUCGUGGCGUUUUCCAUAUUUCCGGUCUUUGGAGAUCGAGUUCACCAGGUCCCAGGUUGUUGCAGCAAUUCCCGGAACCUUCUUUUGUGCAUGGUAUGCUCUUAAGAAACACUGGCUGGCUAACAAUAUCUUGGGCCUUGCCUUUUGUAUCCAGGGAAUUGAAAUGCUCUCUCUUGGUUCUUUUAAGACUGGUGCCAUACUUUUGGCUGGACUGUUUGUAUACGAUAUCUUCUGGGUUUUCUUUACUCCCGUGAUGGUUAGUGUUGCAAAAUCGUUUGAUGCACCCAUAAAGCUUUUGUUCCCCACCGCAGAUGCUGCCAGACCAUUUUCCAUGCUUGGACUAGGUGACAUUGUCAUUCCUGGCAUCUUUGUUGCACUGGCUCUUCGAUUUGAUGCAUCCAGGGGAAAAGAUGGUCAAUAUUUUAAGAGUGCUUUUUUGGGAUACUCAGUUGGUUUGGUCCUUACCAUAAUAGUUAUGAAUUGGUUUCAAGCUGCUCAGCCUGCACUUCUGUAUAUUGUGCCUGCUGUCAUUGGAUUUUUGGCUGCUCAUGUGAUAUGGAAUGGAGAUGUGAAACCGUUGUUAGAGUUUGACGAAUCGAAGACGGGUAUUGCAUCUGAAGAUGGGGGUGAAGAUGAUAAAGGAAGCAAGAAGGAAUGAAUAUGGAAAAAGAUGGAUGGGGUUGUGGGGAGGCCUAAUUUUCCAGGUGUAAUGAGGCCAAGCAAAUGUGCGUAGUUUGUAUGAGAGAUAUCAAAUCAUCAUCAUUCAUCUCAUCCCCAAUUCCCAUCCUCUUUUAAGUUAAAAGGAAAAAAAAAGGGCUAAUUUAUGUGCAAAAACUUUGCCUACAGUUGUAUCCAAACAAACAAACAGAUUUUGAAAUGAGGUAGCACCAAGUCAAGUCCUGUUCUGUCCUCUUUUUAGCUCUCUUAGUUUUCACCUCAUCAGAAGCUUUUAUUUCAACUUUUCCCCAUUUGCUUGGGGUUUUUAUAGCAAAUUUAAAUAUUUUAUAAAGGGCCCCCAUCGUCUUUCCUUUUUCA
Messenger RNA from Cucumis sativus (cucumber), 1765 nucleotides. Its product is annotated as signal peptide peptidase. Gene Ontology annotation, molecular function: aspartic endopeptidase activity, intramembrane cleaving. Bases 363 to 1388 code for a protein of 341 amino acids. Gene Ontology annotation, biological process: membrane protein proteolysis. Lineage: Eukaryota; Viridiplantae; Streptophyta; Magnoliopsida; Cucurbitales; Cucurbitaceae. The record is from RefSeq and is a predicted model, not a curated record. Gene Ontology annotation, cellular component: lumenal side of endoplasmic reticulum membrane; cytoplasmic side of endoplasmic reticulum membrane; membrane. The transcript is spliced from 12 exons.